Messenger RNA from Hyaloscypha bicolor E, 636 nucleotides. RefSeq lists its product as uncharacterized. NCBI's taxonomy places the organism in Eukaryota, Fungi, Ascomycota, Leotiomycetes, Helotiales, Hyaloscyphaceae. The record is from RefSeq and is a predicted model, not a curated record. Bases 1 to 636 code for a protein of 211 amino acids. The transcript is spliced from 4 exons.
AUGUAUCCCUUUUUAAAUGCCAGUGUUCUGAAUCUCUUGAGCUGUGGGCGGUUAGCGUGCUUCCAGGAACAUAGCUUCAUUCCAAUCCUCGAGAAAACUGCUCCUGAUCUAUUCAUUAUCUCAAGCAACUUCGAUUCAGAAAUAUAUCGUAUCAAUUACCCAAGAACUGUAUUACAACUUCUCAUACUUCUCGUUUACCGUGGUGUCAGAAGGGAGGAAGGCUCAAUUGCCAAGAUGGCAUCGAGUUCGGGGCAAGGCAGCGAGCCUCCUCCCGAAUCCAACGCCAUUCAAGUUGGGGAGAGAUGGGGAGAUCGGCUCAGUGACGGAGCAGGAAACGGAGGAGUCGGUUUUCCUCUACAGACACAUUCAACAGUUGUAACACCCUGUCAGGCUGCAGUGGAACAGCAUGACUUUGGACGCAGUGGAAGGGAGCAAAAUGGAGAAGGAUUUGACGAAGAAGAACUGGACAACACACCUAGACAAUCCUCAAUUUCGUGGCGCCGGAUUCGACCCUUCUUUUUCGAGAAAUUAUUUCCAGGGUUGGCCACGGUGAACACUGUUUACUUGGUUCUCAACAUCGGGAAUGAUGAUUUGCUACGGGAUUCUCAAUACCGGCAGCAUGAGAGAGUAUGGUGA